Messenger RNA from Homo sapiens (human), 2273 nucleotides. RefSeq names its product dynein regulatory complex subunit 3 (gene DRC3). Gene Ontology annotation, cellular component: motile cilium; cilium; sperm flagellum. NCBI's taxonomy places the organism in Eukaryota, Metazoa, Chordata, Mammalia, Primates, Hominidae. The transcript is spliced from 15 exons. The record is from RefSeq and is a predicted model, not a curated record. The coding region runs from base 367 to 2055 and encodes 562 amino acids.
AGGAUGUCUCCCUUCUGACUUCCCCUUAGCAACCAAGUCGCGGCGCUUGGUUCCCCAGCAACCGGGAGACGCGUCUGCUGCGUGGAACCGCCGAGUUCCCAGCGCUUGAGAAGGUGAGACCUGGGAGCUGAGGCUCCCGGAGGACUUGCAGGGACAGAUAGUGCCCGACGUAACUCUUUCCUGUGACCUUUUUCUCGGAGAACGCCGGCCCGGCCCUUCUCAUUUAUAAAAUGAGCACGAAAAUUCUGGAUCUGUUAUCUGUGAGGAGGCCACUCCGUUGACAGUUGUGUAAAACUCUGCUGCUUUCCCCAGCUCCAACCUCUCUGGUCUUCAACAACACUAUCAUCAGGGAAAACGUGGGGGAAGAUGAACCAGCCGUGCAACUCGAUGGAGCCGAGGGUGAUGGACGAUGACAUGCUCAAGCUGGCCGUCGGGGACCAGGGCCCCCAGGAGGAGGCCGGGCAGCUGGCCAAGCAGGAGGGCAUCCUCUUCAAGGAUGUCCUGUCCCUGCAGCUGGACUUUCGGAGAAAAACAGCAGAUGAACCCAAAGGGGAACAGGAUGAUGGCCAGGAGGAUUCCCAGGAAGACAUCCUCCGCAUAGACAACCUCUGGCAGUUUGAGAACUUGAGGAAGCUGCAGCUGGACAAUAACAUCAUUGAGAAGAUCGAGGGCCUGGAGAACCUCGCACACCUGGUCUGGCUGGAUCUGUCUUUCAACAACAUUGAGACCAUCGAGGGGCUGGACACACUGGUGAACCUGGAGGACCUGAGCUUGUUCAACAACCGGAUCUCCAAGAUCGACUCCCUGGACGCCCUCGUCAAGCUGCAGGUGUUGUCGCUGGGCAACAACCGGAUUGACAACAUGAUGAACAUCAUCUACCUCCGGCGGUUCAAGUGCCUGCGGACGCUCAGCCUCUCUAGGAACCCUAUCUCUGAGGCAGAGGAUUACAAGAUGUUCAUCUGUGCCUACCUUCCUGACCUCAUGUACCUGGACUACCGGCGCAUUGAUGACCACACAGCAAGUGUCUCCCUCUCAGUCUCCCAGCCCUGUGAGACAGAUUCCUCAAGCCCCCAGAAAAAGCUUGCGGAGGCUAAGCACCAGUACAGCAUCGACGAGCUGAAGCACCAGGAGAACCUGAUGCAGGCCCAGCUGGAGGACGAGCAGGCGCAGCGGGAGGAGCUAGAGAAGCACAAGACUGCGUUUGUGGAACACCUGAAUGGCUCCUUCCUGUUUGACAGCAUGUACGCUGAGGACUCAGAGGGCAACAAUCUGUCCUACCUGCCUGGUGUCGGUGAGCUCCUUGAGACCUACAAGGACAAGUUUGUCAUCAUCUGCGUGAAUAUUUUUGAGUAUGGCCUGAAACAGCAGGAGAAGCGGAAAACAGAGCUUGACACCUUCAGUGAAUGUGUCCGUGAGGCCAUCCAGGAAAACCAGGAGCAGGGCAAACGCAAGAUUGCCAAAUUCGAGGAGAAGCACUUGUCGAGUUUAAGUGCCAUUCGAGAGGAGUUGGAACUGCCCAACAUUGAGAAGAUGAUCCUAGAAUGCAGUGCUGACAUCAGUGAGUUGUUCGAUGCGCUCAUGACGCUGGAGAUGCAGCUGGUGGAGCAGCUGGAGGAGACUAUAAACAUGUUUGAAAGGAACAUUGUUGACAUGGUAGGACUGUUUAUCGAAAAUGUCCAAAGCCUGAUGGCUCAGUGCCGGGACCUGGAGAAUCACCACCACGAGAAGCUCCUGGAGAUCUCUAUCAGCACCCUGGAGAAGAUUGUCGAGGGCGACCUGGACGAGGACCUGCCUAACGACCUGCGCGCGCUUUUUGUCGAUAAAGAUACGAUUGUUAAUGCUGUCGGGGCAUCGCACGACAUCCACCUCCUGAAGAUUGACAAUCGAGAAGAUGAGCUGGUGACCAGAAUCAACUCUUGGUGUACACGUUUAAUAGACAGGAUUCACAAGGAUGAGAUCAUGAGGAACCGCAAGCGCGUGAAGGAGAUCAAUCAGUACAUCGACCACAUGCAGAGCGAACUGGACAACCUGGAAUGUGGCGACAUCCUAGACUAGAUGAAUGUCAGCCACAGGAGCUUCUUCAAAACAUAGCACCAGCCCCAGCCAGGAGAAGGAAGUGCACACGCCUCACCCGCACCUCUAGAGAGUUGCUGGGCAUCUCUCAACCGCGAUCCCCAACACCAUUCUUCCCCCACCCCUGGAAAAACUUCCAAAAGUAGAGAAAAUAAAGGACUCAUUUCACAUUUCCCCUACUCAUAAAAAAAAAAAAAAAA